Messenger RNA from Hypanus sabinus (Atlantic stingray), 2600 nucleotides. Its product is annotated as chymotrypsinogen A-like. The transcript has 7 exons. Lineage: Eukaryota; Metazoa; Chordata; Chondrichthyes; Myliobatiformes; Dasyatidae. Gene Ontology annotation, biological process: proteolysis. Gene Ontology annotation, molecular function: serine-type endopeptidase activity. The record is from RefSeq and is a predicted model, not a curated record. The coding region runs from base 1 to 978 and encodes 325 amino acids.
AUGCCCCCUUCAGAUGAGGCCAAUGAGAUCACAACUGUGGUGGCCCCAUUCACUGCCCUCCCUAAAAUUUUGCUGAUUCUCCAGCGUGUAGUUCGCCUCCAUGGUUUCCCUCAGGACAUUGUGUCAUAUGGGGCCCACAAUACACCCCUCACUUCUGACGAGCCUUCUGUUCCCUCCUCCAUACUGAACUUUGAAUAUUUUAAUUAUGUGAGACUAAAUCUGUUGUCUUUCAUUCUAGGUUGUGGUGUCCCGGCCAUCAGUCCUGUAAUCUCAGGCUAUGCACGAAUUGUGAAUGGUGAAAAUGCAGUUCCUGGAUCAUGGCCUUGGCAGGUCUCCAUGCAGCAAACAAAUGGCUUCCAUUUCUGUGGUGGUUCCCUGAUUAACGAAAACUGGGUUGUUACUGCUGCCCACUGCAGCGUGAGCACCCGCCAUGUUGUGGUUGUUGGAGAAUACAACAAAUGCUCACCAGAUGCCAAAGCUCAGUUUAUCCCUGUUGCUCAGGCCAUUACUCACCCCUUGUGGAACCGGAAUACUAUUGAAUACGACAUCACUCUUGUCAGGCUCUCAAGACCUGUUUCAUUCAGUGCCGAGGUCUCUCCUGUCUGCCUUGCUUCAGCGUACAAAACAUUCAGUCCUGGCAAGCUGUGUGUCACUACCGGAUGGGGUCUGACUCGCUACAACGCUUUUCUUACACCUUGCACCCUGCAGCAGAGCUCCCUCCCUCUCCUGAGCAACGCUCAAUGCCAGGAGUUCUGGGGCAACAAGAUCGCUGAAACGAUGAUUUGUGCCGGCGCUGCUGGUGCCUCCUCCUGUAUGGGUGACUCAGGUGGACCGCUCGUCUGCCAGGACGGAGGAGCCUGGUACUUGACGGGAAUUGUCUCCUGGGGUAGUGGCCGCUGCUCUACACAGAUACCUGGAGUUUACGCCCGAGUGUCCGAACUCCGGACCUGGGUCGAUCAGACUCUCGCGAGUAACUAAUAGGACGUCUAUCCUAUUGUGAACUUCAAAUAAAGAUUAAUGAUCAGCUAUUUAUGGUUUGGUCUCUGACAUUUCUUUGCAUUCUUGUUGCGCAGUGCGUUGAACUGAAACGAUUUUUCAAUAAACCGGCGUGAUAGGUGCACAGUAAGUGGAAAAGGCUCCUGCCACAAGCCCAGCCCUAAAGUUCCCGAGUGCUGAGGUUCCACACGGUCACAGGAGCAGCAAUCGGAUUCAGACUUGGCCUGGAACAUGAGAAUGGAGUGAGCCACCGACUCCUCAUCACUGUUGUACCAACAAAACCCCAUUGAUUUAUGCCUGCCUUUUUGUUGGCUUUGUGGAACAGUCCAUGUUCCAACUCUGUACAGGUAUCCGUACCCCUCUUUUCCUUCACUACAUCGACGACUGCAAUGGCGCUGCCUCCUGCAUGCAUGCUGAGCUCGUCGACUUCAUUAACUUUGCCUCCAACUUCCACCCUGCCCUCAAAUUUACCUGGUCCAUUUCCGACCCUCCCCUUUCUUGAUCUUUCUGUCUCCAUCUCUGGAAAGGGCCUAUCUACUGAUAUCUACUAUAAACCUACAGGCUCUCACAGCUACCUGGACUAUUCCUCUCCCACCCUGUCUUUUGCAAAAAGGCUAUCCCCUUCUCACAAUUCCUCCAUCUCCUCUGUAUCUGCUCUCAGGAUGAGGCUUUUCAUUCCAGGAUGAAGGAGAUGUCUUCCUUUUUUAAACAAAGGGGCUUCCCUUCUUCCACCAUCAACUCUGCUCUCAAACCCAUCUCUCCCAUUUCCCGCACAUCUGCCCUCACCCCAUCCGCCCACCACACCACUCAGAAUAGGGUUCCCCUUGUCCUCACCUACCACCCCACCAGCCUCCAGGUCCAACGUAUAAUUCUCCGUAAUUUCCGCCACCUCCAACGGGAUCCCACUACCAAGCACAUCUUUUCCUCCCACCUCUUUCUGCUUUCCGCAGGGAUCGCUCCCUAUGCGACUCCCUUGUCCACUCGGCCCCCCCAUCCCUUCCCACUGAUCUCCCUCCUGGCACUUAUCCUUCUUAGCGGAACAAGUACUACAUCUGCCCUUACACUUCCUCCCACACCACCAUUCAGGGCCCCAGACAGUCCUUCAAGGUGAGGCGACACUUCACCUGUGAGUCGGCUGGUGUGGUAUACUGUGUCCAGUGCUCCCGGUGUGGCCUUUUAUAUAUUGGUGAGACCAGACACAGACUGGGAGACCGUUUCGCUGAACACCUACACUCGGUCCGCCAGAGAAAGCAGGAUCUCCCAGAGGCCACACAUUUUAAUUCCACGUCCCAUUCCCAUUCUGAUAUGUCUAUCCAUGGCCUCCUCUAUUGUCAAAAUGAAGCCACACUCAGGUUGGAGGAACAACAUCUUAUAUACCAGCUGGGUAGCCUCCAACCUGAUGGCAUGAACAUUGACUUCUCUAACUUCCGUUAAUGCCCCUCCUCCCCUUCUUACCCCAUCCCUGACAUAUUUAGUUGUUUGAUUUUUUUCUCUCUCUCUGCCCAUCCCCCUGCCUGUUCUCCAUCUCCCUCUGGUGCUCCCCCCUCCACCUUUCUUUCUCCCGAGGCCUCCCGUCCCAUGAUCUUUUCCCUUCUCCAGCUCUG